CCAGCCAUGGUUGAUCUUUCAAAAAACGACGGAGGCAGUGGAAAAGCCGGAAAAGGUGUGAGUGAUGCCAUCGAUACAGUCCUCUACUACGUUGUUGAUCUGAAAAAGCAGCAGCCGAUGGUCCAGCUGGGUGUUGGUGCUGGAUUCGGGACAGUGACUGGAUAUUUUGUCACCAAGGGAGGACGUCUUGUUGCUGCCACAGUGGGAAUCUCUUUCCUGUUGGCUCAAUUCGCUAUUCACAAAGGAUACAUCACGCUGAACGAAUCAAAAAUCGAACGAGACAUGAAAAAUCUACACAAGUCCGUCAUGAACAAAGUAUCCGGCAAGAAAGUUAUCAACAUUUCCGAUUCAUUUGUCUCCGAAUACCGGUGGAUUCUUGGCGGAUUCGCAGCUGGGAUGCUGAUUGGAUUUAGCGUCGCCUAAAUGUGGAAAAUUGUGAAGCUUCAGUUGGUUUUUAUCUACGAUCUGUACUAUUUAUAAUCGAGUUGCUCGAUAUGAUGCAUAAAUAACUUUUUCUCACUCUCCAUUGUCUAGUCAUGCUGUCUAUUUUUUUCUUCACAUUGACUGAUAAAUUAUACACCCUU
Messenger RNA from Caenorhabditis elegans, 584 nucleotides. RefSeq names its product FUN14 domain-containing protein fndc-1 (gene fndc-1). The record is from RefSeq and is marked reviewed. The coding region runs from base 7 to 423 and encodes 138 amino acids. Lineage: Eukaryota; Metazoa; Nematoda; Chromadorea; Rhabditida; Rhabditidae. The transcript has 3 exons. Gene Ontology annotation, cellular component: mitochondrial outer membrane.